UCGAACGAAACGGUACAUGAGCGGCGGUUGGCGAGCGAAUCCAGUGUCCCGUUAUCAACAACAACUCUCCGAACACCGAACUGCAGUUGAAUUAAACCACAAAUACUGCGUGUUUUUUUUUUCAAGUUUCAUAGAUGUAGUAAAACAGUUACUCAAAAUUACUCGAGAGAAUUCGCGUUGUGCGAAAAUCGCCAAAAAUCAGCAGCCGCACUUUGAAGUUACGUCAAAAGGAGUCGCGAAAGAAGGAAGAGCGAGAGCGAGAGAGGUGGCAAGAGAGCUGAAAGAAAAUAACAACAAGGCAGAAGCACGCGAUAGGAUAGGAGUAACUGUAAAUGUGAGGGGAUAAAAUAGGAGAAAGGAGAAAUCAGCAAAAGAACUUUUCGUCGUGUUUGUUGUUGCUUUCGGUUUGUUGUUUUUGGCGCGUCGUCGCCGUUUGCUUUUUUGUUUUUAUUAGUUUUAUUUAUUUUUCACUUCAUUUCGAUUUUCCUUUUUUUUGUUGUGUGUGUUCGUUGUUGUGCCUGUGCCUUUGUUGAUUGCUGUGCAGCCGGCUUUGGCCAAAAGUAAGGGGGUGAUAAAGCGAAGAGGAGGAAGAGGAGGCAGAGGAGGCUUAUGUAAAGCGUGCUUCAAGCGUGCUAUGGAAGCAUGUCGUCCACUUCCAGCUCCGUGCUAACGUUGUCAUCGUUUAAUCUAUUAUUUUUCACCCAAGUGCUCACGGUACUCAGCUCGACGAUCAAGUACAACGAAUACGCGACGGACAAGGGCGGCAAUGUGAGCAUACCGUGCAUUGCCCAGGGAAAUAUAAUGUGGGUGAAAGAGCACGGCAACAACAGCACGAUAGUUCAGACUGGUCGUGUUCUGGUGCUGCGAAAUGUGAGCACCACCGAUGCGGGAAUCUACGUGUGCUUCGCGUCAGUGCCACGCCCAACGACAACAGCAACAUCAGCAACUACCUCACUGCAAAAUCAGAAGGAGAAGGCAACGCGGCCACUGGAGGAUGAGGAUGGUGGCCAAGGGGAAACCGUAUCCCCCAAGGAAACGGGGGCUGCCCAGCAGGAAGCCGAAAUGGAUGAGGAAGUGGAGUACCUCGCCCACCAGCGAACCAAGCUCAUCGUUCGCACCGUUCCGGGCCCAGUGUCGCAGCUAUACUUCAAGGCCUCCACCAUACUGGGCUUCCUCAUCUGGCGCUUUAAUAAGACCCAAUCCGGUGGCUAUCCGGUGCGCAGCUUUACGGCGGAGUAUCGCAACGUCUCCUACAAGACGCCGCCGGCGAAUGCCAGUUUCGAGCACGCCUGGAGCAGGAUGGAUCCCAUCAACAUAGCCUUUAAUGUGCGCCAAAUGGAGGUCUAUCGCCUGGCACCCAACACCACCUAUGAGUUUCGGAUAUGGGCCAACAACGAACUGGGCAGCGGCGAGGUGGUCACCACCAAUGUGACCACGCUGCCGGAGACCAAGGAGGAGGAUCUCAUACGCCUUAUAAAACCCGACCUAGACAAUUUCGAUCCACGCAUUUGGAUAGUGGCCGUCAGCAUAGUGCUCGGAACCCUUGUGAUAUUAGCGAUCGGACUCUGCAUUGUGCUCUCCAAGGAGUGCUAUCAGUCGGCGCAAAUGGAACUGCAAGAUGGUUGGGACAGCAUUGAGCUCAUACCGAACAUAAUACUUAAUCCCGGUUUCAGCGAGUCGGACGGCGGAGCCGAGCCUGGUGGCCAGGGUCAUGGCGGUGGUGCUGGCGAUCAGGAUGCUGGCGAGGAUGACGAUGACGAUGUGGCCAUGCCAUUUCCGCGCACCAUCAUCUUUGGCCAGCACCAUCGAACGCCACCGCCGCCGCGUUUGCAUUUGCCACCGCAGCACCACCGCCAUCAAAACCAGAGCCACCACCAUCACCAUCACCACCGCAGGCAGGACGACGAUGAUGACGACGACUACGAGGAGGAGCACGAACCCACCAUGGAGCGGUUCAAGCGCAAAGUUUCCGUCUUCUUCACCGGACCCACCAUCAAGCGUAUUUGAGACGUAUUUGAGUACAAACACUGUUCACCUAGGUUGUUGCAUUGCGGCUUGAUCGGAUAGUUAGGAUCCACCCACCACACCACCACACCACAUCACACCAUACACCAUACACAUAGAUAUAGAUAUAGAAAGUGAGAGAGCUUAUCGAUCGAAAGUUUCGUUUUCAUUUCGGUUUCCUGUCCAAGCUUAAACUAUGAAAUACCAAAUACCAAAAAAAAAAAAACGCUACAAACCGCCAGAGAUUUUGAUUUGAAGCUCAUUGCAUUGCUUUUAUGCCCCGUAUAUAUACACGUAUUAUAAAUAUUAAAAUAUAAACCAAAACAAAUAUAUUGCUGUGAUACAAACUCAAUUGAACGAACAUUGUUAGGAUUUACCAUAAAGCACACGAAACACCAAAAUCCAGCUAUUAACCAUCAUGAAUUUGCUGAAGCUCGUAGCCAAAAAGGCCAUAUUAUAUUUCGUCUAGUUACACACGCCAUCUGAGUUACGCCUACUGGAUUAUUCAGAUCCAGAUAUAGACGACAGAAUUUAGCGGACAAGUUAGCUUAGAGCCACAAAAAUCUCCCAAACGAGAUCUGUUACCAAGUACUAAUCAAAAUAAAUGUCCUUAUAGCUAGUCCGUUUGUCUGUUAGCCCCAAACUAAUGCUUUUCUCUACUAGUAACUGGUUUAUAAAUUAAAAUGAAAUCAAUUUAACAAUUAGUCGAUUGUAACAGAUCUCUGAUAGUCCCGAUAUUAAACGGACUAUAUCGUUCCAACUUGUCCUUGUUCUGGUUAUGUUGUAAAGAUUUAACAAACUGUGAAACAAUUUUAUAAUUGAGCAAAUAUUUUGCACUGUAGAGCGCACCAAAAGAUCUAUAUAUAGAUACAUAAAUAUAUAUUUAAAACCGUGAAAAACGUUUGAUAAACAUUUUAAUUAAACGGCAAACGGCAAACGGCAUGCCUUGUGCUUUAGUUCGGCCUCAAAGCUAAAUAAAUUGAUUAUGAUAUGAUAUAGGAAUAUUUAUUAACGUACUUAAAGUAGCUGAAAAACCAAAUAUUCAAUGAAAUGAAAA
Molecule: messenger RNA, 3061 nt
Organism: Drosophila santomea
Lineage: Eukaryota; Metazoa; Arthropoda; Insecta; Diptera; Drosophilidae
Exons: 7
Coding region: 643-2007 (454 amino acids)
Molecular function (GO): protein binding
Source: RefSeq, a predicted model, not a curated record